AUGACCGAAGCCCCAAAAACAAUUUCAGGGGAAUUCCCCUUUGAGAAGAAGAAAGUUCAAAUUUUGGGCUCCCAAAUGGCAUAUGUUGACGUGGGAACCUCUGAUCGAAACUCAGCAGUCACCGUGUUCUUGCACGGUGUCCCUACGUCUUCGUAUCUAUGGCGAAACAUCAUUCCGUAUGCAGCUGCAAAGGCUCGUUGCAUUGCCCCAGACUUGGUUGGAUUUGGAGAUUCCGACAAGGUUCCUGAGGCAUAUUUUUUCGAGGACCAUCAGCGGUACAUCGACGCCUUUCUAGAUACUGUCUUGCCAACCCAACCAAUAAAUCUCGUCAUUCAUGACUGGGGAUCAGCACUCGGGUUCAAUUGGGCUCGUAGAAAUGGGAACCGCCUUGCCGGUAUUGCCUUUAUGGAAUUUAUCCACCCCAUAGCGAAUUGGAGCGACUUACCAGUUGUUAUGGUGGAGAACUGGAAGAAGUUCCGAGAUCCAGAUACUCGAGUCGGUAGAAGCCUGUUAAUCGAUCAGAACGUCUUUAUCGAGCAUCUUCUUCCCGGUGGUAUGGUGCGGCCAUUGACCGAUGAGGAAAUGAACGCAUACCGCAAGCCCUUUCUACAGCCCGAAUGGCGUGAGCCAAUCUAUCGACUUCCCAACGAGCUUCCUAUAGAGGGCCAACCUGAAAGUACAUGGUCCUGUGUAGAGAAAUACAUGGAAUGGUUAGUCGCCAGCGACAAGCCGAAACUUCUCUUCUGGGCCAGACCCGGAGGACUUGUGUGGGAGGCAAAAGCGGAGGAGUUUGCGCAAAAAUUGAAGAACAUAAAGGUCGUGUAUUUAGGAGAGGCGAUUCAUUAUGUACAAGAAGACCACCCGCAUACGAUUGGCCGUGAAUUGGCUGACUGGCUACCUCUAUCUUCAGACUAG
This is a messenger RNA of Trichoderma aggressivum f. europaeum, 915 nucleotides long. RefSeq lists its product as uncharacterized. The coding region runs from base 1 to 915 and encodes 304 amino acids. Gene Ontology annotation, molecular function: hydrolase activity. The transcript has a single exon. NCBI's taxonomy places the organism in Eukaryota, Fungi, Ascomycota, Sordariomycetes, Hypocreales, Hypocreaceae. The record is from RefSeq and is a predicted model, not a curated record.